Malus domestica (apple) is the source of this 2502-nucleotide messenger RNA. Its product is annotated as protein BONZAI 1-like. Gene Ontology annotation, cellular component: plasma membrane. Gene Ontology annotation, molecular function: calcium-dependent phospholipid binding. Gene Ontology annotation, biological process: cellular response to calcium ion. The record is from RefSeq and is a predicted model, not a curated record. NCBI's taxonomy places the organism in Eukaryota, Viridiplantae, Streptophyta, Magnoliopsida, Rosales, Rosaceae.
UGAAUUUUAAUUUCGAUUUCGGUUUUUCUGGAAAUAUAAAAGGAGGAAAAAUACAAAGGAAGUUAGUGACGGAGGGCGAAGAAGUUGACUGGCGGAGGAGGUGGUUGAGCUUUUUGGAGUCUUUUGGGAUGGGCAACUGCUUUUCUAACGACUCCGGCGGCAUGUCGGCGGUGGGCGGCACCGCCGCCUCUCAUGCCAAUCCCUACGACGCACCGAACGACGCCGUCGAUCUCUUCCUCAGGUCUCGCGGCUACAACGGUCUCUUCUCUCAGAUCGAGAUAUCACUUGCUGCUGUAGACUUGCGCGAUCGGGACGUUCUCUCCAAGAGUGAUCCGAUGGUGGUUAUCUAUACAAAAGGAAGAGAUGGAGGACUUUCCGAGCUUGGGCGCACUGAAGUAGUUAUAAACUCAUUAAAUCCAAAAUGGAUCACAAAACAAAAUAUCACUUAUCAUUUUGAGGUUGUGCAGACUCUCGUGUUUCGUGUGUAUGACGUUGACACUCAGUUUCAUAAUUCGGAAGUGAAGAUGCUUAAGCUAGAGGAGCAACAAUUUCUUGGCGAGGCAACCUGCGUAUUGUCUGAGAUAAUUUCUAAAUCAGACAGGUUAUUAACCCUCAAUCUUGAAUAUAGAGAAGAGUUGGGCAGACCAAAUCCUCAUCGAGACUGUGGAAAACUCAUUGUGCAUGCUGAGGAAUCUUUUAGCUCAAAGACAGCGAUAGAGAUGAGUUUAAGGUGUUCAGAUUUGGAAUACAAGGAUCUCUUCUCAAAAAGUGACCCCUUUUUGGUAAUAUCAAAAGUUGCAGAGAGUGGGAUCACAAUUCCAAUUUGCAAAACAGAAGUUAUAAAAAACGAUCUCAAACCCUCGUGGAAACCAGUAUAUUUAAAUAUUCAACAAGUUGGAAGCAAGGACAGCCCAUUGAUAAUGGAGUGUUUUAAUUUCAAUAACAAUGGCAAGCAUGACUUGAUUGGAAAAGUUCAGAAAUCACUGGCAGACUUGGAAAAGCUUCAUGAUAGCAGACAAGGAGAGCAUUUAUUUUUACCAACUGCUGUUGGGCAUGAUUUCCACAACAAGGUACUGAAGAGCCAACUAUAUGUGGACAAGUUUACCGAGACCGUCCAGCACACCUUCCUUGAUUACUUGGCUGGGGGCUGUGAGUUGAACUUCAUGGUUGCUGUUGAUUUUACAGCUUCAAAUGGAAAUCCUCGCCUGCCUGAUUCUUUGCAUUAUAUAGAUCCUACAGGACGCCCAAAUGCAUACCAGAGAGCAAUCAUCGACGUUGUGGAGGUUUUGCAGUUCUAUGAUACAGACAAGCGCUUUCCUGCCUGGGGAUUUGGAGCCAGACCAAUUGACGGUCCAGUUUCCCAUUGUUUCAACUUGAACGGGAGUAGUCAUCACUGUGAGGUUGAAGGAAUCCAAGGAAUUAUGAUGGCAUAUGCAAGUGCCCUCCAAAAUGUUUCUCUUGCAGGACCAACUCUUUUUGGACCCGUAAUUACCAAUGCUGCAUUUAAUGCCAGCCAGUCUCUUGCAAAUGGUGGACGAAAAUACUUUGUUUUGUUAAUAAUCACGGAUGGAGUGGUGACAGAUCUCCAAGAAACCAAAGAUGCCCUUGUGAAAGCUUCUGACCUGCCAUUGUCAAUCCUAAUUGUUGGAGUCGGAGGAGCUGACUUCAAAGAAAUGGAGAUUUUGGAUGCUGACAAGGGCGAGAGACUUGAAAGUUCUACUGGACGUGUGGCUUCACGUGAUAUAGUACAGUUUGUUCCAUUCCGAGAUGUACAAAGUGGAGAAAUUUCUGUUGUUCAGGCACUCUUAGCAGAACUACCGGCUCAAUUUCUGACUUACAUGCGAUCGAGAGAUGUCAAACCAAUUUUAUGAUCAUAACAAUUUUAUGUUGCAUUAUCACAUUCGAGACUUGGGAUGACCGCAGCUGCACAGGCCUCGCUGCCUUUGUGAGACUGCCAACUUAAGUUCCUGCAGCUCUCUUUACCAGGCUAGCGUCCUACAAUCGGAUGCGCUAAGCGUGGAGAAGGCAACGGGUUAUCCUUCGAAACCAACCAUUGGGAGAAAGGUGCGAAGAACCGUUUCAGAAUAGUCAUACAAGUAUUUUCAUCUUUUGGAAGUGGUUAAUCUUUUGCUUUUCUUUCCUUCUUUCUUUCUUGUUCCCCCCUGAUUUUUCGUUUCGGAAUUUUGUUUGCUCUGUUGCAAAAUUAUAUUGCUUUAUGAAGAACUUAAACAUGAAUGAUGAAUAAAAGUACAAGAUGUAAGGCUCGUUUUGAAGUGUAUUUAGAAUGAUUGAAAGCACUUGUAGAGAAAAUGUUUUUGGAACCAAUCUUUAGUAACAAUGCAAGUGAAUAUUGGAAAAGUACUUGAAGUGCAUCUUGGAAUAAGCACAUACAGAAGCACUUGAAGUAUUUUUGGAAUUCAAAAGCAUUUCUCUGAAAGUGUUUUUAGUCAUUUUAAAAUUAUUUUCAAACGAGUGAAUGCACAUCGGGUUCGCUCUUGGAUA